Messenger RNA from Porites evermanni, 399 nucleotides. The record is from the annotation of a GenBank genome assembly. Lineage: Eukaryota; Metazoa; Cnidaria; Anthozoa; Scleractinia; Poritidae.
AUGUCUUCUUCGGGGAAAAGACCUGCUUUAGACAGAAACUCAGAGGAAGCUGGUCCAUCAGCAAAGAGAAGGGCUCCCAUUGUAAGUGUUUCUUUUUCUGCAACAUUUUGUUUACAAUCAAACUUUGGAUGCGAGUUUCCAGCUAGAGCACGCCUGUGAACCGUGAAAUAUCUGUGAUUUAGCUAAUCGAUCAUUUAUAUAAUCACCCUUUUUACGCAGAAAAAUCGUGUCCUAAAACUGUACGGGAAAAACGACAUUUCUAACAACAAGUUGCGGGCUGUGGACUCGUUUUCAAAGGGCAAGGAUUUUGGUGCAAUAUGCCGCGAACUGAGAGUUCAAAGGGCUACAGCUGAAGUUUAUACCAUCGAUGCGUUCUGCUGGGAAGAAUAUCGAUCCUGA